GGCGCUCGAGCUGUACACGUCUGCGGCGGAGCACCUCCUCUCUGCCCUGAGGCUCGAGGAGGGAGGGCACGCGGCGGCAUCGAUCCGGCUCCGGCUCGGCGCAGUGAUGGACCGCGCCGAGCAGCUCAAGGGCGGAGGACGCGGGCCAGCCCCCGCCGGCCCGGCGCCGGCGUCAGCGCCGGCCGCCGCCAAGCCCGCCGCCAAGCCUGCCGCCAAGCCCGCCGCCAAGGGCGGCCUCUCCGACGAGGAGAAGAAGGUGCUCGCCCGCUCGUCUCGGAUCGGCAAGCUCGUCCACUACCCGUGGCUCGGCGACCAGGCCAGAGAGCGCUUCGCCUUCGGCGCGCCGUGGUGCGACCCGGACGGCCUGCUGCUGCUCAACGGCGAGCAGCGGGCGCACUUUGGGCGGUGGGCGCGCCCGUCCGAGUUCAUGCGCGGCGAGCCAAGGAUGAUCUACCUCGUGUCGCCGCUCACCAUCACGCAGACCAUCAUCACCGACUGCUCCUUCGUCUCGUCCCUCGUGAUCGCCGCGUCCUUCGAGCGCCGCUUCCGCACGCAGCUCGUCACGGCGAUCCUCUACCCGCAGGACCGCGCAGGCGUGCCCAUCUACAACCCGGCGGGCAAGUACAUGGUCCGCCUCAAGUUCAACGGAGUGAGCCGCCGCAUCCUCGUCGACGACAGGCUGCCGCUCGACCGGCACGGGCGGCCGAUGUGCUCGCACUCGUCCCACGCCGAGGAGCUCUGGGUGUCAAUCCUCGAGAAGGCGUACAUGAAGGUCAACGGAGGGUACGACUUCCCCGGCUCGAACUCGGGCAUCGACAUGCACGCCCUCACCGGCUGGGUGCCCGAGCAGCUGCGGACGGACAGCGGCGACUUCAAGCGCGACCGGCUGUGGCAGCGCAUGACGUCGGCGUCGAAGUUCGGCGACUGCCUCAUCACCGCGCUCGGCCUCGUGCCGACGCACGCGUACGCGGUGCUGCAGGUGCGCGCCGCGUGCGGCGUGCAGCUGCUGCAGCUCAAGAACCCGUGGGCGCGCAAGCGGUGGCGCGGCGCCUUCUCAGUCUUCGACCGACAGCGGUGGACGCCGGAGCUGCGCAAGGCGUUCGGCUUCGACCAGCAGGCGUCGCUGCAGCAGGACAACGGCAUCUUUUGGAUCGACUACGACUCGCUGCUCCGCCACUUCGAGGGCGUCUUCCUCAACUGGAACCCGCAGCUCUUCAAGCACCACACCGUGACGCACGGGCAGUGGCCGCCCCGCGCCGCCUUCCGCGACGACGCCGUCGACCUCGGCACCAACCCGCAGUACCAGCUCACAGUCAACGUGCCGCCCGCCGGCGCGGCGACGGCGGUCUGGGUCCUCCUCACCCGCCACUCCUCGCGGCCGUACAACCUCGCCAUGGCGGAGGGGCGGGACGCCUCUCGCGACGCCUUUCUGACCGUGCACGUCUUCCGCGGCGGCGCACGCGCCCACUACCUCGAGCGCUGCUGGAUGCAGGGAGUGUACUCCAACCGGCCGCACACGCUCGUCAAGUUCGACUUGCCCGCCGCGUCCGCGCCGCAGCAGCUCACCCUCGCCCUCGCCCAGUACAAGCCGACCGACUCGCAGGCCGGCCGCUCGCCGCGAGUCGACUUCUCGCUCGACGUCUACGCGCAGGCGCCCUUCACCCUCCGCCCGAUCGCACCGCCCGAGCCGACCGCGUCGCGCCUCACCGGCGCGUGGAGCGGCCGCACCGCCGGCGGCUCCUCGAACCACGACUCGUACGUCGACAACCCCCGCUUCCUGCUCGAGCUCCCCUUCGCCGCCAGCCCGGUCCUCGAGCUCGCCGCCGUCGGGCUGCGCGGCGGAGGCGCAGACUUGGCUGACCCGGCCGCAGCUCGGACGCGCGACGCGCGCAAGUGGCCGCUCCGCUCGGGCGACUACCGACCUGGCGGCUGUCGGCUGGCGGCGGCCUCCCUCCCUGCGGGCCGCUGGCUCGUCGUGCCGUCCACCUUCACGCCGGGCACCGAGUGCGGCUUCGAGCUGCGCGCCUCGGCGGGCCGGCUGGCGGCGCUGCCCCACGAGGCGCACGGGCUGCAGCGGCAGGCGGUCCAGGGGGCGUGGGACCGGCAGAGCGCCGCCGGCUCUCCGAACCACGGCGCCUUUUGGAAGAACCCGCAGCUGCAGCUCGUCCUCUCGCGCCCCGCCGAGCUGCUGCUGCGCCUGCGCGCGCCCGGCACGAGAGAGGGCCGCUCGGCGGCGCCGCCCUCCCUGUGCGUCGCUCUCUUUGACGGCGGCGAGCAGCGGACAGAGGCCACGGGCCACGGCCUCUCCCGCGCGCGCGCCGUGUCCGAGGGGGGGCUGUACGCCUACCCAGCGGGGGGCGCGUGCUUGCCGCGCACGCCACUCCCGGCGGGCAUGUAUGCGGUGCUGCUCUCGACGUUUGACCCGUACGUGGGGCCGUGGGAGCUUGUUAUGUACGCCACCGAGGGGACGCUGAGGGUGGCCUCCUUCCGCUGAGAGAGCCUGAGUGUGCGUGUGUGAUCUGUGAUGUUGUGGCUUGUGUGCACCCGCGGAGACUUGUUUUUUUUCGAGUAAGACACGGACAUAUUUC
This is a messenger RNA of Emiliania huxleyi CCMP1516, 2588 nucleotides long. RefSeq lists its product as hypothetical. Gene Ontology annotation, biological process: proteolysis. The transcript is spliced from 9 exons. Bases 107 to 2494 code for a protein of 795 amino acids. Gene Ontology annotation, molecular function: calcium-dependent cysteine-type endopeptidase activity. The record is from RefSeq and is a predicted model, not a curated record. Lineage: Eukaryota; Haptophyta; Isochrysidales; Noelaerhabdaceae.